AUGGCUCCGCUGACACAGGCGCUGCCUCUUGCCUGCCUGAUGCUGCUCCUGCUCUGCAGUGCCCCGGGUGCGGGUGCCCAGGUGGUUCAGGGCUUCGAGCUGCGACAGCCCCAGAAGAAGAUGUCGGUGAUCGCAGGGGAGACGCUGACCCUGACCUGCACCGUGACUGAAGGGCGUCCCGUUGGCCCCGUGAGGUGGCUGAAGGGCUGGGGCAGUGGCAAUGAGACCAUUUAUGACCAGAAAGAACCCUCCUCAUCCCGCGGGACGAGGGCAGUGGAUGUGUACAACACAGACUUCACCAUCCUCAUCAGGGACGUCCGCCCCGAGGAUGCCGGCACCUAUUACUGUGUGAAGUUUCGCAAAACGGACACCGGUGAAGAGUUGUAUCGGCGUGGCGAGGGCACGGUGGUGUCGGUGCAGGCCAGACCCUCCAACCCGACUGUGUACAGGCCCACCCGCCGAGUGGAGCCGGGGAAGACGGCGUCCUUCACCUGCAAGACCGGGGGGUUCUUCCCCAGUGACAUCCAUGUGAAGUGGUUCAAGGACAGGGCCCCGAUUCAGGCUCAGCCGAUCCUCAUCACCCCUGGGCCAUCGAACUUCACCUACAACAUGUCCAGCACCGUGAAGUUGAGGCUGCAGAAGGACGACAUCCGCUCAGAGCUCACCUGCGAGGUGCGGCAUGCCACGCUGACGGCCCCGCUGAACAGGAGUUACCAUCUGAGCCACAUCCUGCGAGUUCCCCCCAGCGUGCUCGUGGCUCAGUUUCCGGACCCCGUGGGGCUGAACAAGACGGUGAACUUCACCUGCGACGUGCAGGGGUUCUACCCGGGAAGCGUGACCGUGACCUGGCUGGAGAAUGGGACGGAGAUGAACACGGGGAGCCCCCCCCGGCCGACGGAAACCCCCGAGGGCUUGUUCGAGCUGAGGAGCACGGUGGCAGUGCAAGCCGUGCAGGAGAAGAACGGCUCCGUGUUCACCUGCUGGGUAGUGCACGAGGGCCAGGACCCCAUCGGCAGCAGGGCCACGCUGCGUGUCGCUGCCUCAUACCAGAAGGAAUCCAACUCCCCCAACCCAAACGGUGCCCAUCUCCUCUCCAGCCCUGGCCUGUGGCUCGGCAUGCUGCUUGAGAAGGCGAUCCUCAGCCUCGUCCUCUUCUUCCUCUUCAAGCGCUGGCAGGCCUGA
This is a messenger RNA of Cygnus atratus (black swan), 1182 nucleotides long. RefSeq names its product signal-regulatory protein beta-1-like. The coding region runs from base 1 to 1182 and encodes 393 amino acids. The record is from RefSeq and is a predicted model, not a curated record. Gene Ontology annotation, cellular component: plasma membrane. NCBI's taxonomy places the organism in Eukaryota, Metazoa, Chordata, Aves, Anseriformes, Anatidae. The transcript has 5 exons.